AGAGCUUUGAUCAUUUUCUAAAAUCUUUGUUUGUACUCUGCUAAAGACAGAAACACAUACACAUCUGGGAGACAAUGAAAAGAUAAUUUGCAUUUUUGUAUAGUUUAUUUUUUCCAGAACUCUGCAAAUAUGGUAAUAUGAAUCAUUCUGAAUGAAAAUGUAAAAAGCAUACAAAUUCAAAAUAGUCUCUUUUGUGACCUAAAACAGGUCUCUCACUUUUCACAAAAGUGUCCACAACCCAUGUUGCACAUUGUCUCUAAAUGCUGUAAAGCAGGUUGAAUUGGAAUCGGUUCAGUGGGCAUUUCCAUUACAAUUAGCAGAUGUUUGGAAAGUACACAGAGUGCAACCGUAGGAAAAAGUGAGUUCUCUUUCCAUUAUUAAGGAGUUUGUUUGGUAAGGACAAUGCUUUGACGUGUGGGAACAAUAACAGACUGAAGUGGGUCACUGUGUUGUAGCCAUUCAUUCUAAAUCUGCUGUGGUGCAAACUGUGUUCACAUAGUCAUGUGACCAUGAUCAUAACACACACACACACACACACACACACACACACACACACACACACACACACACACACACACACACACACACACACACGUAGUGUUUCCAUGUUUUUUGGGGACUUUCCAUAGACAUAAUGGUUUUUAUACUGUACAAACUUUAUAUUCUAUCCCCUAAACCUAACCCUACCCCUAAACCUAACCCUCACAGAAAACUUUCUGCAUUUUUACAUUUUCAAAAAACAUAAAUUAGUAUGAUUUAUAAGCUGUUUUCCUCAUGGGGACCGACAAAAUGUCCCCACAAGGUCAAAAAUUUCGGGUUUUACUAUUCUUAUGGGGACAUUUGGUCCCCACAAAGUGAUAAAUACACGCUCACACACACACACACACACACACACACACACACACACACACACACACACACACACACACACACACAGGUUUAAACAGCAAUAUAGACAUAUGUACCUUAUGGAUAUGUGCAUGAUUUUUUACAAAUAGUUUUUGUUAUUGAGCUAAAUCAGACAAAACCUCCUCAUCCUCAAGUAGAAAAUGGAGUCCGAAAUAAUGGCGCCUAUACUGUUUUUUAUCAAAUAAAAAAAUUGUCAUUUUUAGAGAUUAUAGUACAUACGAUUAGCUUUAUAUUAAAAAUAGAAGUCCUCAUUUAGGUUAAAUAGAUGUGCGUGUUUGUUUUAGUCCAUAUGUUUAGUCCAAGCUUAUGAAGUGAGCAUUACCUCACUAACAAAAAGUGAAAUACUUGGUAUUCUUUUAAGUUCCUUGUAGUACCAUGUCAAUUCUAAGAUACAUGAAUCAUAGUAGUAUAAUGUAGAAUUUCAUUGUGAGCUACUGUAGUGUUGCUAUUGCUAUGCUUAUUUUAGCAUAAUUGCUAUGCUAGCUUACUAGCUGUAGCUUAGCAGUAAUAGUUUGGCCAACAAUGCAACCAAUUUAUUUAUUUAUUGCUGUUUUUUGCUCUCGCUUUGAUUAGGAGAAGCUGAUUCCCGAUGAGUUCAAAUACCCAGAGCUCACUGGGGAUCACAUUUUAUUGUAAUAAGGAGGGAAACCACAGAUCACCCCUGGAAGUGCAAAUAAAUGUUAUUCCUCUUUAUUCCUGUCGGACGGCUAAGAGAUUUGCGAUAUUACAUGUGAGAAGAGGGCUUUGCCUAUUCAUAGCAUGAGGUUUUGUGUCAACCUGCUCAUGUCUGCUGAGACAAAGCAGGGUCAAAGUCCUGAUGGGUGUUAUGAAAGUUGUUUGUGUGGCCUGCCUCUGUGUUGUGUUAGAAAAAGAGAAGACCCUGCCUUUGAUUAUCUUAGCUGGUUUAAGAUAGUCUUUUCUGGUUGCAGUUGGUCUCCCAACCUGACCAGCUGAAAAGUCCCAGAGCCCUGUUAAAAACUAGCCUACAGAUAAGGCUGGGAGAUCAUCUAAGUGUAGCAAACCGACUUGGGCUAGUUUUAGCUGUUGAGAGGAGAGAAGAGAAGAGGGGACAUGGUGGCUUCCAUAAUUCAUCAGUCAUAAUAGGCGCAGUGGCCUGAGACCAUGCAGGAAACACAAUCCUAGUCAACACAAAGCUCCCUUAGAAACACUGCGCUGUCUCCAAGCAAAGACCUUGGAAUGACAGAUAUGAUUGCACCAGCGUGUAUUGUCUGUGCCACUGUGCAAACAUGCAUAGGAACAAAUUAAUUUGCGUAUGUAGCAUAUGUAUGUUGCAUUCAAAUUCCAACAACAGUCUGAAUAAACUCUUCUUUUUGGUACCAGUUUAGUUGAUCAUUAAAAUCAGCAUUGGUUGACACUGAUAUAGGUACCCAUUAUCUGAACUGGAGCUGCCACUGUUCAGCUCAGUAAGCUUUUUGUCAAUUAGUUAUAGGCCAUGACCAGCUAAUCUGUUUAAGUUUGAAAACUCUGUCAUCAUUUUCCAUCAUGGUAACAGAGAGCAUUUUUGAAAUGCUCAGUUUUUGGUGGAAGAAAACACCAUUCAAGUGUGGAUAAGAGGCAAAACAUUGAGAAAUAAAUGCCUUUUCAAGAGAAAAUGUACAAUGUAUUAGUGUGGAUGUAGCCAUAGUCUCACAUAGCCAGACUUUUAACAAUUGGCAUAAAGUCUAUUCCACUUUUGCAGAUUAUUCAGACAAAGAACUGCCCAGGAACCACCCAAAGCACCUUUCUUAGAAAGGAUGAGACCAUCUGACCAACAUGUUAAGCAAGCGAUCAGAGUUAUGUUUGUUUUUAUAUGUGGUUUAGGGAAGUGUUGGUCUGUGACUGACUGGACAGAAAGCACUUUAAAGUUAGCACACAUGAGUGUAAACUAAAAUUAAUAUGUAUAUUCAACUGACUUAUGGAUAUUUAGUUCCACACAAAACUCCAAACUUUGGCAAUUUCUGUAUUUUGUGGAUUAAUAUCAUAGGCUAACACAAUAUACUAGAUGACAAUUUUAUUCUAGUUAUAUAAUGGGAAUGAAAAUAAUCAAGGAUCAUUUGACUCAUCAACAACUAAAGCAGAAAUAAUGUAUGUGAAACUUUUCAGUGGAUAUUAUUCUGUUUUGUUUUGAAUCUUUUAGUGGCUUCAAUGGAAUUUGACGAAAGAUGGAGGCGCCUUAAGCCAUCUGGGACUGUUUUUUUUCAUCUUGAUACUGCCUGCUGUUUUUGUGCUUGUUUAGAUGCUGGUCGGGAGCUGCGGUAGCAGGCCGGGUGUGGACUAUAUUCUUGGGCAGAGACUCAAGCCACUGUUUCCUGAGUGUGGUUUUUAUGGGAUCUAUGACAAAAUCCUCCUCUUCAAGCACGACACCAGCAGCAAUAACAUCCUGCAGCUGGUCAAGGCAGUGUCCGACAUCCAGGAGGGAGAUCUGGUGGAAGUUGUUUUGUCCGCUGCUGCCACGUUUGAGGACUUCCAGAUUCGACCGCACACGUUAAACGUGCACUCGUAUCGUGCACCAGCCUUCUGUGAUCAUUGUGGUGAGAUGCUUUUCGGACUGGUGCGCCAAGGGCUCAAAUGCGAUGGCUGUGGGCUGAAUUACCACAAACGCUGUGCCUUUAGCAUUCCCAAUAACUGUAGUGGGGCAAGAAAGCGACGCUUGUCGACUACGUCUCUUACCAGCAGUCAGUCUCUGCGUCUGUCCACCACAGAGUCCCUCAGCAGCCUCAACAGCAGCGUGACAUCAGAGGAAGCCAGCCUUGUCCGAUCACACACACAUGCGCCCCGUACGGCCAGUGAGGCUAGACGCUAUUACACCGGGAGGCCUGUCAAACUGGACAAGAUGCUCAUGACUAAAGUGAAGGUCCCGCACACGUUUGCCAUUCACUCGUACACACGUCCCACUGUGUGCCAGUACUGCAAGAGACUUUUGAGAGGACUUUUCCGCCAGGGACUCCAAUGCAAAGACUGCAAGUUCAACUGCCACAAACGCUGUGCAUACAAAGUACCCAACGACUGUUUAGGGGAAACCCUUGGAGACAUGUUAAGUCCGAGCACAGACGCAGAGGUGCCGAUGGACUACAGCAAUGAGUAUUCUGAACAUGAUAAAUCUUCUCUGAUGGACGAAUCAGACGAGGCCAUCAGUAUCCCCGGGUCCUUCUCCCCCGACAGCAACCAGGACGGAGUCAGCGGCGACCAGAGUGCUAAUAUUCCUCUGAUGAGAGUAGUGCAGUCAGUCAGACACACCACUCGUCGCUCUAGCACAGCCAUCAAAGAGGGCUGGAUGGUGCACUAUAGCAACAAGGACACACUGAGGAAGAGGCACUACUGGCGCCUGGACUGCAAAUGCAUCACCCUGUUUCAGAAUGACACCACCAACAAGUACUACAAGGAGAUCCCUCUCUCAGAAAUCCUAGGGUUACGCCCGGCGGGUGACUUCUCUCUCGUACCUGCUGGAACAAGCCCCCACUGCUUUGAGAUUGUCACGGGCAGCAUGAUCUAUUUUGUUGGAGAGGACCCCAACCCCAUUCCCUCCCCCUUAUCCAGUAUAUCUGGCCUUCAUUUCUCUGCCACGCCCAGCAGCGUUGCACCCAAUAGUGGAUUGGGGCGGGAGUUCGCCAAAGGCUGGGAAACUGCUAUUCGUGAAGCCCUCAUGCCAGUAAUCUUCAAAGACAAUCCUCCAGCAGGACACACCCCUCAUCGGCAGGCAUCAGUCAGCAUCUCUGUGUCUAACAGCCAGAUUCAGGAGAAUGUGGACAUCUGGACAGUGUACCAGAUCUUUGCUGAUGAGGUUCUGGGCUCUGGACAGUUUGGUGUGGUGUAUGGAGGAAAACACAGGACAUCUGGCCGGGAUGUAGCCGUGAAGGUGAUCGAUAAGCUCCGAUUCCCCACCAAACAGGAGAGCCAACUGAGGAAUGAAGUGGCCAUACUGCAGAGCUUGCGACACUUGGGUAUAGUGAAUCUGGAGUGUAUGUUUGAGACUCCAGAGAAGGUCUUCGUGGUAAUGGAGAAACUUCAUGGUGACAUGCUAGAGAUGAUCCUGUCUAGUGAGAAAGGACGACUUCCUGAAAGACUCACCAAGUUCCUCAUCACACAGAUUUUGGCUGCUCUGAGACACCUUCACUUCAAACACAUUGUGCACUGUGACCUCAAACCUGAGAAUGUGCUGUUGGCAUCAGCGGAUCCUUUUCCACAGGUCAAGCUUUGCGACUUUGGCUUUGCUCGCAUCAUCGGAGAGAAGUCUUUCCGCCGCUCUGUUGUCGGUACACCAGCUUACUUGGCCCCUGAAGUUCUCCUGAACCAGGGUUACAAUCGCUCUCUGGACAUGUGGUCCGUUGGUGUUAUCAUGUAUGUCAGUCUAAGUGGAACUUUCCCUUUCAACGAGGAUGAAGACAUCAAUGAUCAGAUACACAAUGCCGCCUUCAUGUACCCACCCAACCCCUGGAAACAGAUCUCUCCUGAAGCUAUCGACCUCAUCAAUAAUCUGCUCCAAGUGAAGAUGAGAAAACGCUACAGUGUGGACAAGAGUCUCAGCCACGCCUAUUUGCAGGACUAUCAGACCUGGCUGGACCUCCGAGAGCUGGAGUCAAAGCUUGGCGACCGUUACAUAACCCACGAGAGUGAUGACAGCCGCUGGCAACAGUAUGCCCGUGACCACACACUGCCCUACCCUCCUCACCUGGUGCCACCACCGCCUGCCUCAGACGAUGAUGAGCAGGAAGGUGCGGAGGACGCAGAUAUGCAGGGGCUGACAGAGCGCGUAAGCAUUCUUUGAAGAAAAAGAAGAGGAAGUCGGCUAGAGGGAUGAAGAGUGCCUGCCAUGACAUUAGGAAUUGUUAGUGCACCAAGAGCGUAGAAUGGAGUUAGUUAUGGCAGAAUGGGGUCCUGUCCAUCCAUUUUCCUAUCCAUCAACAGGCCCUCUGACCUUUGAACAUUCCCCAACCAGAACUUUGCUCGAACUGGGAUGCCAAAAUUUUAAGGUCAGGGAUGAACCGUUUUGGACCCUAGCAUUGGCCUUGACUCAGACACAAGGUCAUACAGUUGACUUUAAGUUUCAAAACGAGUGUAUCAGUUGCGAUACAAAAUGCAGAGAGAAAUGUGUUCUGUAGAGUUGCUGGAAAUCCCUGUUUUGAUUUACCUUUAUCAUUUCUUGCAAUGACAUUUACAUUCAUGCAUUUGGUGGAUGCUUUUAUACAAAGUGACUUACAGUGCAUUCAGGCUACACAUUUGAUCAGGCCUUGCAUUCCCUUGGAAUCUAACCCAUCAUGGGUUUCUUGAUAAACCGAGCUACUGGAACAUUUACUGAAACCCCCUUUAGUUUCAGAUCCAGUUCUUAUUCACUUUUUCUUCAAAUGUAACCUGGUGAGCUUGGUGGUUUCCAGUAUAAUUUCAUCAGUUUGCCAUGCAGGUGUAUGGAGGACGGAUAAGCCUUAUCACCAUACGCUGUCCGAAAGACAAACUGAGAGCACAAAGACUUUCGACAGUAGACUGUUCUCAGAUCAGCUACUAUUGGCAAUGGGUGAAAGGGCUAUUUCAACUCAUCUUGGUUAUUCUAAUGGAGCUGUAUUCGCCUGGGCCUGGGCAUUAGGCUGCAUGUUACUGAGAAUUAGGUUUGCUUGAGACUUAUUUUCAUGAAGGACUAUUUUGUACACAUGUAACCUUGUAAACAAGUAUGUUGAUUAAUGGAAGGGAAUGUCAGAACAUUUUCAGCAGGUAUAAUAAAAAUGGUGAAGCAGAAAUAUGUGUA
Xyrauchen texanus (razorback sucker) is the source of this 6646-nucleotide messenger RNA. RefSeq names its product serine/threonine-protein kinase D2-like. The record is from RefSeq and is a predicted model, not a curated record. NCBI's taxonomy places the organism in Eukaryota, Metazoa, Chordata, Actinopteri, Cypriniformes, Catostomidae. Gene Ontology annotation, molecular function: ATP binding; protein serine/threonine kinase activity. The transcript is spliced from 18 exons. Bases 3146 to 5674 code for a protein of 842 amino acids. Gene Ontology annotation, biological process: protein phosphorylation.